Molecule: messenger RNA, 1785 nt
Organism: Drosophila grimshawi
Lineage: Eukaryota; Metazoa; Arthropoda; Insecta; Diptera; Drosophilidae
Product: G-protein coupled receptor Mth
Exons: 9
Biological process (GO): cell surface receptor signaling pathway; G protein-coupled receptor signaling pathway
Cellular component (GO): membrane
Molecular function (GO): G protein-coupled receptor activity
Source: RefSeq, a predicted model, not a curated record
UUGGCGUUCCAGCUAGGAACCAAUCUAACUCAACUUCCUCGAAAGGACAACGCGCAAGUGCCUCAAUAUAACCAGAUAUCCGAUAUACCAGAAUGCGAUUACUUUGAUACAGUUGACUUAAGGGAAUCCACAAGAUACCCCAAUGGAUCAUUUCAAUACGAGAAUCUGAUAAUUCCAGCCGAGCAAACUGGUGAAUAUGACUACGAAAUUCUGGUGGAUGGUGAAAAGGAGUCGGUGAAAAAGCACCUGCGAGGAUGUGCCUGUAAACUGGGCGCCUGUGUGCGAUUCUGUUGUCAUAAAAAUCUGUUUCUGGUUCAGGAUCAACGCACCUGCAGCGGUGAUAUAAGCAGGGCAGUUGACUUUGAUCCCUAUGUGAGCAUUACUCAAAGCGAUGGCAAACAGGUGAUUAAACAUAUUCUCGAUGAUUUUAUCGUACAACGACAUCUGCCCGUUCCUUGCGCGGCACAUCACCAUAUGGAUGCUGAGAAUGAUAAAAAUCAUAAUUGGACACUGUUCGAGGAUGGAACUUUACAACGUCACUCUGAUAAAAUAAAUAUGUCGAAGCAGGAAUACUGCCUACAGCCUCAUCCAAUCAAGACUGGCGAAAAUGAGACAAUAAUCACACUAGUGCCACACAUGUGCGCGGUUACAGUUCCUAGUCAAUGGCUCCAACAUAUACUUAGAGUGCUCUCGAUAAUUUUUUUAAUCCUUACAAUUAUCGUUUACCUUUCGCUGUCGAAACUGAGAAAUCUACACGGAUAUUGUUUCAUCUGCUAUAUGAUUUGCAUUGCUUUGGCAUUUGCAUUGCUACAAGUUGAUUCUUGGGGAGAUGAUUGGACAUUAGCGGGCUGUAUGGUAAAUGGCUAUGUGGGUUACUUUGCCGUAAUGGCUGGCUUCCUUUGGCUGACUGUCAUCAGCUAUGAUCUGUGGACCUGUUUUCGUAGCAACAACUACAACAUUCAACGAUAUACGCCAAAAUAUCGCUUCUUAAUAUACAGUAUAUAUGCAUGGGGAGUUGCUGCUCUGCUAACGAUCACUGUAAUCGUACUCGACCAAGUCUUGGAUGUUGAUGAUGAAGAUCAAACGCUAUGGAGGCCGGGAGUUGCCUUUUACAGUUGUUGGGUUAAUACAAUGGAUUGGUCGGCGAUGCUUUAUUUCUACGGUCCAAUGGCACUUCAGAUCAUUUUCAAUUUAAUAAUGUUUACAUUAACGGCUCGUGGUAUUCUUCGGGUGAAGAGAGAGCUUCAAAGCGUUGCAACAAAAAGCGAAAAAUCGCAAAAAUUUUAUCAAAAAAAAUACACUCUAUUUGUCCGCCUAUUUGUCAUUAUGGGCGUGGCCUGGACCUUCGAAAUCCUCUCAUAUCUGUCGAAAAUAUUAGAGUAUUCCGCGCUUGAGAUAAUCUUCGAAAUCUUCGAUUACAUUAACUGUGCCCAAGGAAUAAUUAUAUUCGGAAUGUUUGUUGUGAAGCGCAGAGUGUUGAAACUCAUUUUAAGCCGAUUUCAUCAAGAGGACCGAAGGAUACGACACACUGAAAUGAGCUCAUUUCGAACAUAUAAAUUCAGCCGAUCCCAAGUUCAUCGAAACAGAAAUUUUCCGAGCCUUAAGGAAACAUAUAAAGUUUUGCCGUUUUAGAAGCAUCAAGAUCUUAAGUUGACUUUCGGUUAACAAAGAAAAUUCGUUUAAGAAUCUUGUUUGUAACGACAAAUUUAAAUAAUCGAAGCGUGCACUUUUUUAUUAGUAAUAUUUAAUGUCUUAUGUGUAUAUUGUUUUUAUAGUGAACUAUUU